Aquila chrysaetos chrysaetos is the source of this 7612-nucleotide messenger RNA. It is a transcript of the gene SETD7, whose product is annotated as SET domain containing 7, histone lysine methyltransferase. The record is from RefSeq and is a predicted model, not a curated record. Gene Ontology annotation, cellular component: chromosome. The transcript is spliced from 8 exons. Gene Ontology annotation, molecular function: histone H3K4 monomethyltransferase activity; protein binding. The coding region runs from base 425 to 1540 and encodes 371 amino acids. Gene Ontology annotation, biological process: regulation of DNA-templated transcription. Lineage: Eukaryota; Metazoa; Chordata; Aves; Accipitriformes; Accipitridae.
CCGUGUCUCCCGUGCAGGCGGUGGCUCUCAGCCCGCACCUCCUGCGGCCGGUGCCCGUUGUGGUUUGCACGGCGGGCCGGUCCCUCUCCCGCCGCACGGCACGGUACGGCACGGUACGGUACCGGGACUGUGCUGCCCCUUCUCUUCCGAGCCGGGUACCGGCAGCCGAGCCACCGUGCGGGCUGCAGACGGUGUACCCUCGGCAGCCGCGUCCUUUAGCGUGGUGGCGAGGCUUGCCAAAGAGCAAUCCUUCCUCCCGGAGCUCAGCUGGCUCCUUCAGGAGUGGUCGGUGUUAUCAGGGUACAGCUGCCCUUGCUCAGGGCUCUGGAAGCGAGGGGCAGGCGCUCUCGGGGGCUACGGUUAGGUUAGCGCAGACGGAGAAGGGAAAAGGAAAAGCAGCCGGAGGACGUUACCCAUCACGGACAUGGGCAGCAGAGCUGGCAUCGAGUCACCCGUGUGGGAGCGGGAAGGCCCGUCUGGGCAUCUAGAUGACGAUGGGUUGCCACAUGGAUUCUGUACAGUCACCUAUUCAUCGACAGACAGAUUUGAGGGAAACUUUGUGCAUGGAGAGAAAAAUGGCCGUGGCAAGUUCUUCUUUUUUGAUGGAAGCACCCUGGAAGGGUACUAUGUUGAUGAUGCCCUGCAAGGCCAGGGAAUCUACACUUAUGAGGAUGGAGUGGUCCUUCAUGGCACGUAUGUGGAUGGAGAGCUGAAUGGACCGGCCCAGGAGUAUGACAGUGAUGGGCGGCUGAUAUUCAAAGGCCAGUAUAAAGACAACAUUCGACAUGGAGUUUGUUGGAUUUAUUACCCGGAUGGAGGCAGCCUCGUGGGAGAAGUGAACGAAGAAGGGGAGAUGACUGGAGAGAAAAUAGCCUAUGUGUACCCUGAUGGAAAGACUGCGUAUUCUGGAAGGUUCAUAGAUGGAGAAAUGAUAGAAGCAAAACUGGCAACUCUGACAUCUGUAGAGGAUGGGAAACCUCAGUUUGAAGUAGUACCAGGCAGCCCAGUAUACAGUUUUGACAAAUCUACUUCAUCCUGCAUUUCUACAAAUGCACUUCUUCCUGAUCCUUACGAGUCAGAGAGGGUGUAUGUCGAUGUCUCUCUCAUUUCCAGUGCUGGAGAAGGGUUAUUUUCGAAAAUAGCAGCAGAAGCCAGUACAGUUAUGUCCUUUUACAACGGAGUGCGAAUUACACACCAGGAGGUAGACAGCAGAGACUGGGCCCUCAAUGGAAAUACAAUAUCCCUGGAUGAUGAAACAGUCAUAGACGUGCCAGAGCCCUACAACCACGCCGCCAAGUACUGUGCCUCGCUGGGGCAUAAGGCCAACCAUUCUUUCACUCCCAACUGCAUCUAUGACCCGUUUGUUCAUCCUCGUUUUGGGCCUAUCAAGUGUAUCCGUACCAUCAGGGCUGUGGAGAAGGAUGAAGAGUUAACAGUGGCUUACGGGUACGAUCACAACCCCGUUGGGCAAAACGGGCCAGAAGCACCGGAGUGGUACCAGCUGGAACUGAAAGCUUUCCAGGCUGCCCAGCGAAAGUGAAAUGGGAGCUCCUUCUCCGUUCAGCAAACUGAAAUAGAAACUUGGAUCUAUGCACUACCUUUAUACUGAAAACUGGACAACCAGGGAUUGUUCAUGCUGUUGCAUCAUAACUUUGCAUUCUGUGUUAAGAGAUAAGUUUCUUGCAUACUAACUAGGUUUGACUGUGUUACUCAUAGCAGAUUUAAAAUUAGCUAUCGUUGCACCAGUCUUAUCUGGAGAAAUUAUUUAAUAUUCUAUACGAGACGUGAUAUUCUUUGGUAGCUUCUGCUUUUGCACCAUAUGCAAAGAUGCCAAAAGACUAGACAGAAAACUAAAAUGGGUAUAUCGUUCACUUUUAGUCGGCAGACUUAGUGUUGCUCUCUAUCUGCCUAGGCAUUAUUGUGCAACUGCAUUUUGCAUAUAUGCCACUUGUGAUGAUAACAGUAAUAUUUUGAUAUUCUCUAAUAGUAGCAUAAUUUUGCCUUUUUAAACCUUUGAUCUGAAUCUUGCAAUAGAGCAGUUUAUUUAUUAGCAUAUAGGAGGCUGGGUUUUAACUCCCCUUUCCUCUUGUCUGAACGUUGUUCUUUCUACAAAUCCUCUUUUGCAGGAGAAAAUCCUUUCUAACUAGUGGAAAGGCUUGUGUGUGUAUGUGAGAGUGCUGUGUGUUGGUCUCUGUGGCUCUCUAAAUAGUAUAGCAACAUGUCCAAACCUAAUAUUUAUCUAGCCUUUAUGGCUGGCUUAUUUUAUUUAAUUUAUGAUUAUGACACGCAAAUGAAGCCGUUCUUUGCAUGAAGAUUUUCUGAAAGGAGAAAACGGAUUCACUUUUUGAAGGACUUACAGAAGUACAUGUUGUUGAAGGCAAGCACUUUACUUGCAUUAGUGUUCGUGAGCUGGUUUGUGUAUUUCACCUGUUAAAGCGGCCUGUUCUCAAGGCAAAAGUGCUAGCAAUGAGAUGCUUGCAUCUCACAUGAAUUCUUUUAAAGGAGGUGUAUGUAUUUGAGGGCAGGCUGUAGUACUUGGUUAAGGAGAGCUGUAUCUUUUGUAUGUGUUCAGUUGACAAAGAAUAUAGCCUUGUAGUCGUCUUUUAGUAGUACUGGUUUAAGACAAUAAAUUAAUAUAGUAUGAGAUAUCAAAAUAAGAAUUAAAAAAAAAAAGAUACGAAAAGAUUGUUUUUGAAAGACAAACAAUGAAUGUAAAAACAUCUCUCACUGCUCAUAUUUAGAAACAACAGUCAAUCCAUAGCUUUGUUGCAGCCAACAGUGGGGGCUUGUGAAUAUUCAUCUGCAGGGCUGUGUUCUGGGGUUUUUCAGGGGUAGGGAAAUUGUUGUGCAUUUUUUUCAGAUACUGUACUGGUCUUGCCUAAUGCUGUAUAAGAGAGAAAUAAUGUAUCAUCUCAGUCUGGAUACUGGAGCCCUUCUGGGACUCUGAAGCUCUCUUUUGGGUUUAGCAGCUUAGGAAAAACUCAAAUGCAUUUACAACACUUUCUUUAAAUGUUUGUAGUUUAGAAAAGUUUGUAUAUAUGUAACAUAAAUGAUUUGGAAAUCAGACCUACCUUUCUAUUGCAACACAUUUUGGUCGGUUGCUUGAACGGUUGGAGGUGUCUGGCUGUCUGCAGAGCUGGACACGGAGAGUAUGUUGGGUUGGUACCUGCAAGUGGAAGGAUGAGGUUGCUGUUUUGUGCAGUCUGAGAACCCUUGCUUUGGUACCUGUACAAAGUUAGGAAUUAUUAAUAAGAACCUCUCUAACGUGGGGCUCUGUUUAGUCCCUGUGACUGGUCACAAACCUUUUCCAGCACCUCACCAUUUAAGCUCGCACAAAAGCUACUCUGUGCAUGUGCUGGGCGGGGGACAAGCAGGCUCAGGGCUUUUUUGACACUUCCAGCGGUGAUCUGAAUGUGAGCUUUGACAUCACCCAUCUCCUCACGCUGGAGACUCAGGCCACAGCUCCGCUUCUCAUCCAAGGCAGGUGGCUGGCAGAGGUGACAGCUCAGGGACUCGGCUGAGUAUGCAGAGACAGAACUGAGCCUCACAGGUGAGGGAGAGUCAUCAAAGGCUGAUUGGCAGCACAGCUUCAGCAAAUGAACCUCAAAAAGAAACAUGCAUGUCUUGAUCUUUCCCUCCCUGCCCACAGGUCACUGUUUUAGAUCAUUGCUGUUUCAGCCAUUUGCAGAAAAGCAUGCCUCUCUGGUAGGAAGCUGUUGUGUGCAUCCUGUGGAUUAUUCUGCCAGGACCAUGAAGUCUGCAAACUUGAGGCUUGUGUUUAAGAGCAGGGAAGUGGAGAGGGAAGAUACGUGACUGAACCCUGCUGUGAAUGGAUGGUAGCUCCUUCCACAGUCUUGAUAACCUGCUUUGGACUGCUGGCCUCUUCGUGCCUGCUAGAGAACCGUGCUUAAAAUGUUCUGAUCUCUAGAGCUCCUUUGGCUUCAUUCCUGAUCGGUCUCCGAUCCCUCUGCUAUCUCCUCUUUGUGUGGAGCUGCUUACGUUUUAAUAGAUUUGUCAGUCUUCAUAUUGCCUGAUUUUUGAGAUAAAUACAAGAUAGGUGCUCUUUGCACAUCAGGUUUGAAGGUUGCAUUCUAAAAUAGGGAAAUUCUAGAAAAAAAAGGCACUGAGGUAUCCUCUGUGUGUUCUCAAAAGCCAUUAAUUUGGUGACAGUCAAGCGGAUUCUCUUGCUCUUGCGUAUGCUUGUAGCCUGGUAGUAUGCUACAGCUGUGGCUAUUGUCUCUGUUAGCUCUACUGUCCUUUUUCUCUCCGCUCUGUUAAAAUCUGUUGGUCCUCCUAUAGAUCCCUUCUUCAGUGACCAACCUUCUAUAAAAGUCGUGAUUAUAAAGCUGCUUCGGCUUGAUUCAGGACCAAGCCUUUUAAUUCUUUGUUUUCUUUUUCUUUGUGGUCUGUUCGAGUGGAGAUGGUUGGGGUGGUUUUUACCACUGGGUAGCGAAAGGGCUCAGGGCUCAGUGUGUCCUUCAGAGGUUUUUGAGAGGUGUGCGUUGGCAACCACAGGUUCAAACACAAGUUAGUUACAUAACUCCAAAUAAUGCCUUAACUUGGUCAACGUAUUGCAGCUCAGCUUCUGUGGCUCACUAGACAGCGAGACCAGCUCAAUAAAACUAUUUAUCAGUAGUAACACGAGACCCACACCAAAACAUGGUUUUGAGUUGGAGCAGAGGAAGCAGUCAUUUUGCAAAGCAAUCCAUUUGAGCCUGUUGAAAGCAACUGACUAUUGGUGAAUAUGCAAUAAGUAAAGAAGCUCCACUUCUCAGAGUCUGGCCAAAGACCUGUCCUGUCGGCACAGAAACAGCCUGUCAGCUGAGCCUGGGUGAGCAGCCGGCUCUCGGAGUACCCGUUGUGACUAAAGAAUGGCAUAAGAGAACCUGGAAUUGCUGCUUUUUCCAGGUACAGCUCAGUUCCCAAUGUCUGCCUUUGGUCUGCAGUGCUGCACGUGGGUCCUCUGUGAUGGGAGGGUUGUUACCUGAGCUCCUUUAUGAGAAGGAGCCUGUAUCAGCCUGUACUAAAGGCUGCUGAUUGUCUCUCUUUUAAAAAAAAAAAAAAAAAAAAAAAAAAAACCAAACCACAAAAUCUUAAAUGGAUCUUCCUGCUACGGCAGCACUGUUUUUUGUCACCAAGAAUACAGAAGCUUAGUUUUCUGGAGGACCGGUUGAUCUUGGAGACAAGAGAGCAUGAGAAGUUACAGCUGAGAGCUACCUGCUGCUGGGUCACUCCUCUGGAUAAGAGGGAAAAGGGCUUAGGCCUAGAGGGGGUGUCUCAAGUUGAGUCUCGUGCUAUAAUUUUACUUUUUGGGAUCUACUAAAAUACCUGAUUUUUCCUUCACAAAUCUGAAAAGGCUUUUUUUCUUUUUUUUUUUUUUUUUUGUAAUAAUUAAGAAAAACCUUAACCUACAUAAAUACAUAUAAGCCUUAACUGUUGAAAAAGUCAAAGGAAAUACAUGGAUAAGGCUCUUCAGCGAUCAGAGGGAGAGCUGUGAUAGCUUUUUGACUUUUUCCACAGUUGCAACAAUACCUGCUAGGAUGGCCCGUGCUUUUGCCCAGAUGCAGCAGCUCCUGGGCGACUCGUGCAGGUUUCCAGACCUUUGGGAGGCCGGUUGCUUGGCCUUGGGAGGCUGCGUGUUUCGGGAGCCACCAGGUGGUCUUUCCAGUUCAGCCUUUUCAGAUGCGGAGCUUUCGGUGUUGCACGCAGUUGGCAGUGGCAGUGGUUUCUUUCCCGGGGUUGUUGUAGUACGUUGCUGGUGUGGAAGCAAGAGUGCCAUCAGGGAUUUCUCACCCUCUGCCAGGCACUGGAGGAGCAGAGUAGCCAACAUAUCCCAUCUGGUCCGAGAAACUGAGAAGUGGUGGAAAUUGCCGCUUUUCUCUUCCCAGUUGGCUGCCCUUGUCCUUCAGUCGAAACCGGUGCUCACCGCUUGGUGAACUGUGCAGUGUCACUUCUGUCCCAGAGACCUCUCUGAUUUCUAUCCUUUCACUCGAUUUGAUAGUCGUUUUGGAAAAUGCUGCCGUUGCGAUGAGGUAACGAGUUGUACAGAGCCGGUUAUCUGCUGCUUUGUUUUCCUCUGGCACAGCAGAAUUGCUGGAGCUGUGGGUGCCUGAGGAAUUCACCUCCAAGCACUUAAAAAAAAAAAACAAAAAAACAAAAAAACAAUUGCUUUGAAAACAAUGUUGCUGAAGUGUCUCCUUAUAUGCUGGGGUGCUGCAUUAGACGCCUCUUCCUCACACUGCACUGUCGUAUGCUGAGAGCAUUUGGGCGAGGAACGCAGGCGUGGGAGCAACUUUACCUGUGGGUGUAAGUGGGCUUCACGCUCACCUGCGCCCCGGGGAGAACUUGUUCCUUUUGCUUUGUGUACUGGAAACAUGAGAACUAUAUUUUUGGACAAAGCAUUUCUAAGCAGUCUUAUAAGGGAUUAUUUUUUUUAAGGAAAAAAAAAAAAGGUGCAAGAUUGAGUGCAUGUUUACUUGCCCCAGAUCAAAGGUUUUGAACACUAAGGUCACUAUCUGUUGAAUGGACCCUCCUCUUAGCCCUCUUCUGUCUUCAGGCAAUUGAAGCUCCUGCCCUCUUUCCCUACCAGUUUUACUGUAACUACUUUUUUUUUUUUUUUUCCAGGAGAAAUAUAUAUACAAAAAUUCUAAGCAAUUAAAUGUUCAAGCCAUAAAAUCAUGAGUGUGGGAAGACCCUCUUCACAAGUUUUAACAUAUUUGUAUGUAAAAUGAUGUUUGUAUGAAAUAUUUUCAUGGUAGAAUGAAUAUUUAAAAAAAAAAAAAAGUUCCAGUAAGAUCUCAACCAAAUUUAAAAGGAUGUCUUUUUGUAAGAUGCGAAGUUAUCAAUUACCAAUAAGUAGAUACUUUUUUUUUUUUUUUUAAAGGGGAGAUGCAACAAAUGAUCUUUACAAUUACAAAUGGUAAUUUCUGCUAUUUGGGAGAGUAUUUAUGCAGCGUUACACAUGGCUGUCAUAAAUAAUUGCAAUAGCAAGGCCAGUCACCUCUUCAGGACAUACCUCUCAGCUUGUCCCUCUGUGAUACUGUACAAACGGUCCCAUCGUUCCUUUCUGCAGAUUGCCUCCUAGAAAACUUUUCCUACUGUAACUGUACUGAAUUUAACUCUUGAGCUAAGAUCCAGACUAAAAUUGUGUAUUACUUACAGUUUCUGCUGGGCCUUCUGCUAUUUUAAUACUCUUUAGCCCAUAAUUACUGGGUGUCUCUGUUCUGAAGAACUAAGUGCUAAAGAAUAAUCCUUGGGGUAAGCUUAUACGUGUGUUAACAGUUAACCCCAGAGUAUUUAACUUGUAUACAGUACUUGAUAGGUGUUUUAUGACAUUUGUACUCGAACUAUGAGCCUUACUGAACAUCUGUAGGUUUAUUCAUGACUUUUAAAAAAUGGAUAACUCUAAGAAAGAUGUUUACAUGAAUGAUGAUUGCCCUUCCUUUGACGUUAUGAAUGAGGUUUUUAUAGUGUGUUUGGGUGUAUGUGCAAGGAAGUAAGAAAAAUGUUUCUGGGGAAAAAUAGACUUGACAAACAUUUGUAAUAAGUGAAUUUUAAAGAUUGCUUUAAUUGCGCUAUGAAGGCAAUGCAGAUAUUAAAAUAUUCAACAGAA